Molecule: messenger RNA, 729 nt
Organism: Dovyalis caffra
Lineage: Eukaryota; Viridiplantae; Streptophyta; Magnoliopsida; Malpighiales; Salicaceae
Source: the annotation of a GenBank genome assembly
AUGGCUAUCAAAAGUCAGAACGUAGCAUUGAUCUCCAUAUGCGUUAUUCCCUUGAUGUGUGAAAUACAGAGCUUCUCUCCAUUACGUGCUCUUGAGCUGGCUAUCCUCGACGAUCAGUGCUCAUUGCUAGCCAACCCAGUCAGGCAGGCUCGCUCCAUCCAAUUCGGGUCAGAAGAAGAAACAAUCAUGAGUCAAGUGAAGUUUGACGAUGACGAAGUUAAGUUUCAGUUAGAUCUUGAGAGAGCCGCAAGGAAGUCUCUUGAUAGUUAUGAGCGAGGCAGGGACAGUGUCCCUAAGGCUCCAGAAGAUGCCGAGGAUGAAAACAGCGAUUCAUGUGAGCAGGAGGGUUAUUGUGGAGCUAAAAGAGUUAGUAGAGCAGGUGGUCGUCGCAGUCGUGCGAAAGCUGCCAAUCGUAAACAGAGAAAGCCAAUACAACCUACUAAGGAGUUUGACAAGGACGAUGAUCUUAAUAAUCGUCAUUUCGUUGAUGAAUCUCAUCCUUUCGACAUUGCUAGCACCAAGAACAUUCCACCGGAGAGACUUGCGCGAUGGAGGCCACCUCCUCACCGUGAUCUUACACCUCAAAAUGUUUGGAAUCAGGCAUUUGACAUAUGGUAUGCUGCAGCGGAGGUUUACAAGGGGCUUUUGCGUGAAGCUGGUUUUGGUGACUUCUUGAAGAUUCGACCCAUUAUGAUUAACUUGCCAGGCUACAUGUGUGCUUUAGCAUAA